AUGUCUUCCAAGCCCGUCAUCGUGCUUACGCCCGGAGCAUGGCACUCUCCGGAAUGCUUCAAGGUGAUCCGGGAGGAGCUGCAUCGGAGAGGAUGGGAAACCAGAGCCACGACGAAUGUGUCGGUCGGUUCCGAGCCUCCGACGAAGGGCAUGUAUGACGAUGCCGCCUCCGCUCGUGCGGUCAUAGAGGAGCUCGCGGACCAGGGCAGACAAGUUGUCCUCGUCGCGCAUUCGUACGGCGGCGUCGUCGGUGCCGAGGCCGUGAAGGGUCUCGGAUACAAGCAGCGCGCCGCAGAGGGCAAUACCGGCGGCGUCAUUGUGAUGCUGUACGUGGCUGCGUUCGUUGCUCCGGUUGGAGCCAGUAUCUGGAACUUGACCAGGAACGAGAAACAGUCGUGGAUGAGAAUCGAGGACGGCAAGAUCCUCGUCGAGAAUCCCGAGGAGGUGUUCUACGCGGACGUCGCCCCUGAAAUCACGGCCAGCUGCCUUGAGAUUCUCCAGCACACAACCACCAAGUCCUUCGAGGAGGGCGUGACGUACGAGCCGUGGCACGACAUUCCCUGCGCAUACCUCGCCUGCGAGGACGACCAGGCGAUCCCGUUCUUUGCUCAGGAGAUGAUGUCGCAGGCGUUGGGACCGGAUGCGCUGAAGGUUACUUUUAAGUCUUCGCACUCGCCGUUUUUAUCGCAGGUCUCGGAGACGGCUGAUGUUAUUGAGCGGGUUGUGAAGAACGGGCUUGAGGCCAUCGAGGCCAAGGUAUAG
This is a messenger RNA of Colletotrichum karsti, 762 nucleotides long. RefSeq lists its product as uncharacterized. Bases 1 to 762 code for a protein of 253 amino acids. Lineage: Eukaryota; Fungi; Ascomycota; Sordariomycetes; Glomerellales; Glomerellaceae. The record is from RefSeq and is a predicted model, not a curated record. The transcript has 2 exons.